Messenger RNA from Synchiropus splendidus (mandarinfish), 575 nucleotides. Its product is annotated as galactose-specific lectin nattectin-like. Lineage: Eukaryota; Metazoa; Chordata; Actinopteri; Syngnathiformes; Callionymidae. The record is from RefSeq and is a predicted model, not a curated record. Bases 13 to 492 code for a protein of 159 amino acids. The transcript has 7 exons.
AUCUCAGCAAAGAUGGCAUCCUCUCUUUCUCUCAUCGUGGUCCUUUGUCUGACCAGUGGUCUGUGGCUUGGAGCUGACGCUCAUUGCGGGGGAGACUGCCCAGUCUGCCCUGUUGGAUGGACUCAGUAUGGCUGCCACUGUCUCAAAUUCUUCUCUGCUGCUCUGCCCUGGGCUGACGCACAGGUGGCCUGCGUGAAAGAGGGGGCCAAUCUGGCGUCAGUCAACAGCAAAGAAGAACACACCUUUGUCAGAGACCUGAUCAAAGCUUCUGAUAGCGAAAAUCCUAGAACUUACAUUGGAGGAAAUGACAUUUUCAAGGAGGGACAGUGGAUGUGGGCUGACGGUUUGAACUUUGAAUUCCCUGGAUGGUUGGCAGGAGAGCCCAACGACUUCAAAAAUAAAGAGGACUGUCUGGAGCUUAACUUCAGAGAUGCUGGCAAUGACAUCGACUGCUCCUCACCAAAACCCUAUGUUUGCUCCAUGCAUGUGUGAAGAUCUUCAUCAAGAGACUUCACAAAUUGCAACAUUCAAUAAGAAAUCAAGAGCAAAUAUUCAUCAAUAAACAUUGUGGCAUU